This is a messenger RNA of Scutellospora calospora, 846 nucleotides long. The record is from the annotation of a GenBank genome assembly. Lineage: Eukaryota; Fungi; Glomeromycota; Glomeromycetes; Diversisporales; Gigasporaceae.
GUACAAGACCAUAUGAUACUAUACCUCAUAAUUUAGAUUUAGUUAAAGAUAUAUGCAGAGGCAAAAGACCACCAAUUCCUAUCGGUACACCGUCAUUCUAUUCGAAACUUAUGAAAGCUUGCUGGGACGAUAAUCCUCGAAAUCGUCCAGAUGCUAUAGAGAUUUCAAAAACUAUUUAUCACUGGCUAGUAGACAAUUCACUCGAUAGUUGCAUGCGAAAAAAUAGCAAAAAAUCCCAUUUCGGAAGGCUUCAUAACAAGAAGCUGGCACAUCCGGAUGCAGUGUAUCACAGUCGAUUAUUAGAUUUCCAAGAAAUAAAAGAAAUGAGACUGCGACAAUAUCUCUCAUUAAGUCUUCCACGUUCAAUUCAUACUCAAGAUUUUAUCGAAGAAUUAUCGCAAUCGCAAAGUGAUACGGAUAAUCAAUCACAGCCUUCGCAAGAUGUAACAAAUAAUUUGCAACCUUCGCGAGAUGAUCACAAUCAUUCACCACCUUCAAGAAAUACUUAUAACUUUAUAUCAAAUAUACAAAAUUCAUAUACAACUAAAUAUUCACCAAGAUCAAAAGAAACUUACAAAAUAUCAUCACCAAUUAGAGAUAUUUAUAGUUUCUUACCACCUAUGGAUUAUGAUUUGUCAAUUGACAAAUUCCCAAUAAUAGCUAAACAAUAUCGUGGAUCCAACGUCACUAUAUCAGAGAUACUUGAAACUGAUCAUUCAGAGGCGUUAGUAACCAAUCCAGCCAAUAAUAAACCUAACACUGAUGUUCGACAAAAUGUCACGAGUGUGUUUAUACCGGAAGAUGACAUUCAUGCAUUACAAACAUUUUGGGCAUUGGAAGGAGCUA